Echinops telfairi (small Madagascar hedgehog) is the source of this 2904-nucleotide messenger RNA. It is a transcript of the gene FAM76A, whose product is annotated as family with sequence similarity 76 member A. The transcript is spliced from 9 exons. NCBI's taxonomy places the organism in Eukaryota, Metazoa, Chordata, Mammalia, Afrosoricida, Tenrecidae. The record is from RefSeq and is a predicted model, not a curated record. The coding region runs from base 1 to 804 and encodes 267 amino acids.
AUGGCUGGGAAGUACCAGCAGGAGAGUAAAACCAACACAAUAUGCAAGAAGUGUGCUCAGAACGUGCAGUUGUAUGGAACACCCAAACCUUGUCAGUAUUGCAACAUAAUUGCUGCAUUCAUUGGCAAUAAAUGUCAACGCUGUACAAAUUCAGAGAAAAAGUACGGACCACCCUAUUCCUGUGAACAGUGCAAGCAGCAGUGUGCAUUCGACAGGAAGGAUGAUAGAAAGAAGGUCGAUGGGAAAUUGCUGUGUUGGCUCUGCACGCUUUCUUACAAACGGGUUCUUCAGAAGACCAAAGAGCAGAGGAAGCACCUGAGCAGCUCUUCCCGUGCUGGCCACCAGGAGAAGGAGCAGUAUAGCCGACUGAGUGGUGGUGGCCUUUACAACAGCCAGAAAACACUUUCUACAUCAUCAAUCCAAAAUGAAAUCCCAAAGAAGAAGUCCAAGUUUGAGUCAGUCACAACCAAUGGAGACAGCUUCUCCCCAGACCUGGCUCUGGAUUCGCCAGGCACGGACCAUUUUGUCGUCAUUGCCCAGCUGAAGGAAGAAGUGGCCACGCUGAAGAAGAUGCUGCAUCAAAAGGAUCAAAUGAUUUUAGAGAAAGAGAAGAAGAUUACCGAGUUGAAGGCUGACUUCCAGUACCAGGAGUCUCAGAUGAGAGCCAAAAUGAACCAGAUGGAGAAGACCCACAAAGAAGUUACAGAGCAACUGCAGGCCAAAAACCGAGAACUUCUGAAGCAGGCCGCUACCUUGUCCAAGAGCAAGAAGUCUGAGAAAUUGGGAGCUAUAACUUCUCCGUGAGAGACCACCAGGUGGCUCUCCAGCAGCAGCAGCAGCAGCAGCAGACGGUGUGCUGGGCUCCCGGUGGACGAGCCCACUGGUCUCUGGGAAUUGCAAGCUUUCUUAUGAAAUCUCUAUUUUUUUACUUUGUCUUUGUGCGAUUGCAGCGGAAGGGCUGAGUGGAGACACCUGGUUUGUGCUGUGUGUGGACUGCAUGAUCAAGUGUGGGGGAUGUAAAGCUCUCCUUUCUCUCUUCCCCUCUCUUGGGUACUGCUCUUUGUUUCUUUGUUUUGUUUUUGUGGUGAUCACUGCUCAGUGUUAUGUGCAGAACAACUUCCCCCAUCAUUGUAUCCUGCCAUACCCGUGAGCAAAUACUUUGGCAUUAAUUACAUAUCACUGCCACCCUCUGAACUUCUGAAACUGCCAAUUGAAGACUUGGUAAAGUGGAAGAGGCCUGGCCUCUCCAGUAGACCUUUUGCUUCAGGGUAUACUCUUGGUUUUCUACCCCAGGUAUAUUAUGUAUGAACUUUGUACUAUGUAUAGCAGAGUUUUAUUUAUUUUUUAAAAAGAAAACCUUUUCUUGAUAAGGAAUAAUGGUAGUCUAGCUAAUUCUUCUGUAAAAGCGAUGCCUCUUGAAGAAACCGUCCUGCUCGCCAGCUCGUCAUGAGAAUCAGACCUUUUCUUUCUUGUUUCCUUGGAGUCUUAAAAACGGAUUGCUAAGGUGGAACAAUUCCGUGCUUAUGUCUGAAGUUAAGUGCCUUGGGAGGCUCUCUUGGAAGAGCAUUGAAGGAGGUAUUUCAGGGAGGUAGCACUGAUUUGAACAGUCUGUCUUUGGAAGUGAGGGCAGAAAGGAAGGCUGUCCAGGUUGUACUGGACACUCCCCAACCCCUUUCCUGAUUAUUUUAUGCGAUUGAUGUUAAAUUCUCACACUGCCACUUUCCUUAGAACAAAAGACUAGCUGAUAGUGCUUACGUUACUGGACAAUUGACUGAGAACUUUUUUUAAAUCUGAGCAGACUAUUUUAACUGUAGAGCAUGUUGGGGUCAAGAUGAGCUGCUCAGUGUGGACUCUUGAGUAAAUCUGAUGCAGAAAACUGCCAACACUUUAUCUUCUCCCCGUGCCCAUCCCCCCCAAACCGCACACUUCCUGCUUUUCAUGGAAAGUACUGACACCAGAGGCUUCUCAGGAACAGGCUGGCUUCGGCCAGGAGGAUGUGUGCCCGACUCUCCUUCUUGCCUGUUGUCAACAAGGCCCGUGAAUUUGCUUGUCCAGAAGAGAGGGUAGGUUUGCAUUUCUAGGCAAACCCUCGGGUCCUCAAUGUGAGGUUGGUGAAAGAAUUGGCCCAACAAACCACAAAAUCAACUGCCUUGGAAUCAUUAACUGGCGUGGUGGUGGUGGAGGUGGUACUCGAGCUAAAAGUAAUCAUGGAGGCAGAUAACUUGUACCUCAGCCUACCAAAUUGGAGCAGUUUAACUUGCUCAGCAUUUCCUAGAACCAGCCUUUCUGAUACCAUCUUAACAAGUUGGAAACCGUGGGCAGCGAUGUGGAAAUGGAUGGCUUCCUUUUGAUAGGAGGAACAAUGGACCACGUUGCUUUUCUGUCACCCUGGUAAGGAAGGUAAAGUUACCCCCAAGCUAGGGAAACUGAGUGCGAAAUCAUUUUGUAACCUUUUGAAUGAGAAACUUUUAAGUAACGAUCAAUGUCAGAUAAUAUUUUCCAGAUGUGCUUUUGAGUCUGGGGAAAAGAUUGUGAAAAAUCAUAGUCAUGUCUUUUGUUUUUUAAUUUGAAAGCCUGAGAAAUUCUGUUACAUGAAAUAAGACAAUAUAAACAUACUUAGUUUUCUAAUUUGUGUUUUUUACCAUUCGGUCAUUCAAUAUAAAGAAAACUCACACAUUUUCUAACUUUCCAUAAGUUCCAAAAAGGGAAAGAAGAGCCCUUAGUCGUGAAAUUUUGGGUUCUAAAAAUUAUGACACUGUUUUAUCAUGAAACCGAGUGUAACUUUUGGUAACACCUUUUGUUUCUUUGUAUGUUUGUAAUGACAUUUUAAAAUGCAGAAAUGUUUUGCUUUGUACAGACUUUGACAAAUAAAUGUGUGUUAAUAAAAAUUCUUAUUGGCUCAAA